AUGGCCCGGUGGGGCCGCGCACAGCAGGACCCCGAGUGGGCGCCCGAGGCCUGGCAGAGCGCGGGCCCCGAUCCCGGCGCGGGCCCCGGCGGGGCGGCCCCGGCGGCGCUGUCGCUGCGGGCGGUGGCGGCGGCGGAGCGGCGGCUGGAGCGGCUGGAGCGGCGCGUGGCGGGGCUGGAGCGCGCGGUGCGGGCCGGCGGGGCCCGGCUGGCCGCGCUCCUGAGGGACAACUCCCGCCGCCUCCGCCGCAUCCAGCGCCAGCUCCGCCGCUGCCGCUGCGGGGGGAACCGCACCGGCACCGGCGCCGCCCGGGAGCGGACACAGGUGCCGGCAGCAGGCGAGGGUGAGGCGGGCACUCUGCCGGAGCAGGAGCUGGGGAGCGUGGACAGCCGGGAGCUCCGUGGGAUUGCCGGGAAGGGGAAUUAUGAGGCCAUGGUCCCUCUCAGUGAGGAUCACUCAGACCAUGUCAGAGGCAUCGUCAUCCCUGGGCUGACCCAGCUUCCGAGCCCUUCCCACAUGGAAUGUGGGGGGAUUCCAGGACCUGAGGAUGCUGGUUCCAAACCUGCACUGCUGCCACCAGCCGAGGACAGGGAGGAUCCAGGGACCCCCGGGCUGCCAGAGAAGGGAGCGGUACCAGGACAGCUCGGUGACAGUGAGACGAUCGUGAUCAAGAUGGAAGAGCAGCAGCCGCAGGAGGACGGAGCUGAGCUCCUGGCACUGCCGAUGGCGCCCGCGGUGAGGCUGGACGAGGAGCUUCCCCUCAGCCAGGAGCAGCCGGUUUCCUGGGAGAGCCAUGGCGUGGCCGGGCCGAAGGCGGCUGGAGAGGGCUUGGGGGAAUUCUGCCUGGGGGAAUUCAAGCCAGUGAUGGUGCCGGUAGAGGCUCACCCUGCCCCAGGCCUGCCCUUCCCCACGGAGCACGCGCUGGGCGUGGGCACGGAGCAGCCGUUCGCCCUUGCCCAGGGAAUGCCGCUGGGAGAAGACCCCGCGGCCGAGGUGGCCUCGCCGCAGCCCGGCUGGGAGCAGCAGAGCCCCCAGGAUGAUCCCCGGGCGCUGCCGUCGGGCUGGAAGAGCGUCCGGCUGACGCGGAACCUCCUGGCGCGGCAGCAGAGCCGGGCGAGGAAGAGCAACGGCUCCUUCAUCUGCACGUCCUGCGGGAAGAGCCUGGCCCACCACGCCGCGCUGCUGCGGCACCAGCGCCUGCACACGGGUGAGCGGCCCUUCCAGUGCCCCGCCUGCGGGAAGAGCUUCAACGAGAAGUCCAACCUCAAUAAGCACUACCGGAUCCACACCGGGGAGCGGCCGUACCGCUGCCCCGCCUGCGGCAAGGGCUUCGUGCAGAAGCACCACCUGCAGAAGCACCAGCGCAUCCACGGGCCGCAGCUCCGCAGCGCCUGGCCGGGCCGGCCGGCGCGGGCCAGUGCCGCCGGGGAGCGGCUCUACCGCUGCAUUGAGUGCGCCGAGAGCUUCCCCCAGAAAGCGUCGCUGGAAGAGCACCAGCGCCGGCACACCCAGCAGCGGCCCUUCCAGUGCCACAGCUGCACCAAGAGCUUCCGGCACCGGCAGUCGCUGAACCACCACCAGAAGGUGCACGCCGUGGCCGCCUCUCCGGCCGGCAGCUUGCCAGGACACGAGCCGGAGCUGGAACCCUGCAAGGCUCUGAGCCAGGAUAAUCGGUAGCCAGAGGGCUGGAGAAGGGAAGGGACAGUGGUUCUUCAGCGGUGGGACAUGCUGGGCAGCUGGGACUUGCGGCACCACCGGGAGUUUGUCCGCGAUGCCGUGGGACUUGUGGCACCACCUGGGUCUCAGGAUGAGGAGCAGGAGGAGGAGGAAGGAGGCUGCUGUGCUGUUCCGGCAAGGAAGGGCCCAGGGUGGAUGGGACCGGCCACGAGGCAGCAGAGGAGGGUCAGCAGCCGGAGCCGAGCUGGGCGGUGCCGCUGCCCCGUGGAUUCAGCAGAGGAGUGGCUGUGUUGGAUCCCAUGGAAUGGUGGAACUCGGGUUGUUUGAACACCACCACCGUGCAGGGAGGUGGCCUGGGGGCAGUUGGUGGCCCUGAGAAGGCUGUGGGGGCUGGGUGGCAGGAGCAGCCGGGAAGAGAAUCAGAUAAAAGACUGAGCUGC
Messenger RNA from Corvus hawaiiensis (hawaiian crow), 2117 nucleotides. RefSeq names its product zinc finger protein 768-like. NCBI's taxonomy places the organism in Eukaryota, Metazoa, Chordata, Aves, Passeriformes, Corvidae. The record is from RefSeq and is a predicted model, not a curated record. Bases 1 to 1677 code for a protein of 558 amino acids. The transcript has 5 exons. Gene Ontology annotation, biological process: regulation of transcription by RNA polymerase II. Gene Ontology annotation, molecular function: DNA-binding transcription factor activity, RNA polymerase II-specific; RNA polymerase II cis-regulatory region sequence-specific DNA binding.